GCUCCGCGGCGGCAGCCAACCGCCGGAUUUGAAUCAGGUCGGCGCUCUGUGGCUGUGUCGGCGGGAUGGGCGCUUCGUCGUUGCCCCCUGCCUGGCAGCUCUACCUCAAGGACCACCGCAUCUCUACGUUCAAGAACUGGCCGUUCUUGGAGGGCUGCGCCUGCACCCCGGAGCGGAUGGCCGAGGCCGGCUUUAUCCACUGUCCCACUGAGAACGAGCCCGACUUGGCCCAGUGUUUCUUCUGCUUCAAGGAGCUGGAAGGCUGGGAGCCAGAUGAUGACCCUAUAGAGGAGCAUAAAAAGCAUUCAUCUGGUUGUGCUUUCCUUUCUGUAAAGAAGCAGUUUGAAGAAUUAACCCUCAGUGAAUUUUUGAAACUGGACAAAGAAAGAGCCAAGAACAAAAUCGUGAACUUUAACUUGUGGACAGGCAUCCUGGGUUAUCGGGAGAGAGGAAGGGUGAGGCUGUGGGUCCACAACGAGGUGGGUACCAAGCAGCCUGGGCUGUAG
Leptonychotes weddellii (Weddell seal) is the source of this 506-nucleotide messenger RNA. NCBI's taxonomy places the organism in Eukaryota, Metazoa, Chordata, Mammalia, Carnivora, Phocidae. The record is from RefSeq and is a predicted model, not a curated record.